UUUUGGCGGCAGCGUUUUGUUCAAACAAGAGCUGCCUUUUUUAAGAGCCGGCUCAGCCAAGAUGCAAGCAUCAUUGGUGAAGUGCGCAUAUCGUGUGUCUUGUGUGUCUUGCAGAAGUUGCAGCAACGGCUUUGCACAAGGUACAAUACUCCCAUCCUGAUCAGCACCACAGGUGCUGCCAAAAGCAAGAAGGACAAGGACAGAAAGAAAGAUGCUCAACCUGCGAUGUCUCAGACUGAGGACAUCCUCAACUCCAUCCUUCCACCGAGAGAGUGGACGCAGGAGGAUCAACUCUGGGUGCAGUACGUGUCCAGCACGCCAGCCACACGUGCGGAUGUAGUCAAUCUUCAAGAAGAUCUAGACAAGUGGCUGCAGCAAAGACAGGCUCGUGAGACUGGCAUAUGUCCCAUCCGUGAGGAGCUCUAUUCGCAAUGCUUUGAUGAGCUGAUUCGACAGGUCACCAUAAUUUGCGCUGAGCGUGGAUUGUUGCUGCUUCGUGUCCGAGACGAAAUCAGGAUGACCAUUUGCGCCUACCAAAGCCUCUACGAGUCUUCGAUUGCCUUUGGCAUGCGCAAGGCACUGCAGGCGGAGCAGCGACGCAACCAACACAACAAGAAGAUGAAGGACCUGCAAGUUGCCAACAAGAAGCUGCGAGAUGAGGUAGAGGAGUUGGAGAACAAGAUUACGCAGAUCGAGAAGCAUGAGGCAGAACGUCGUGAGCAGGAAGAAAGGAAGCACAAAGAAGAGGUUGAGAUUCUGAAGAAGAUGAACGCUCAGCGAAAGGAGCAAUUAGAAGCCAUGCUUCAAGCUCCAAAAAAGUGAGAGAGACUUGGAGGCGAAUCGACACUGUGCAAUGAAACGUGUGAAGUCACAGCAUUUUUGGAUUUAUCGCCUCCAAAAGUGAUUGGGAUACCUUCAUGGGGAAGCC
Molecule: messenger RNA, 928 nt
Organism: Durusdinium trenchii
Lineage: Eukaryota; Dinophyceae; Suessiales; Symbiodiniaceae
Source: the annotation of a GenBank genome assembly